Bombus pyrosoma is the source of this 424-nucleotide messenger RNA. RefSeq lists its product as uncharacterized. The record is from RefSeq and is a predicted model, not a curated record. Bases 5 to 424 code for a protein of 139 amino acids. NCBI's taxonomy places the organism in Eukaryota, Metazoa, Arthropoda, Insecta, Hymenoptera, Apidae. The transcript has 2 exons.
AACAAUGACUGAAACUACAAGAGAUCGUAAUCGUCGAGGUUGCAAUAGAGAAACGGAACGAAUCAAAACGAACAACUUUCCAAGAGCAGUAGACAGCUCCGGGCAAUUUAUUCGACAUUAUUUCGAUUUAAGUAAAUAUACAGCAGCGUGGCGGUUCGGCUCGAGAGAAAGUCUCGAGAUAAGACCUACUCUGUGCAAUGUAUUAACAUUAACCAUAACCAUUAACCUAGUCUCCCCCGGGAACGCUCGAACGGGAGGCUUCUGUUCAUUAACACCGACGCUCUUCCAGAAAUUUCCUUCCCUACAGACGCAGAAAUUGGAAAACUGUUUUGUUUUCUGUCUUGUUAUUGAUCAUCUUGUAAUCUCAGUUUUAAAUAAUUUCAAUACAUUUUACUUAUUUGAUUCGUUUCCCUCGAACAAAUAA